This is a messenger RNA of Daucus carota subsp. sativus, 946 nucleotides long. RefSeq lists its product as uncharacterized. The transcript is spliced from 4 exons. Lineage: Eukaryota; Viridiplantae; Streptophyta; Magnoliopsida; Apiales; Apiaceae. Bases 1 to 777 code for a protein of 258 amino acids. The record is from RefSeq and is a predicted model, not a curated record.
AUGACAACGAUGCGUGAUCAGUUUAGGGCAUACAAGGCUUGCAUCAAGAGGGAACAUUAUAGUAAGUAUGGUACUGAUGAGGAGAGGCUCGAGAACAGGCCGAGGGAUGUCCCUUUGAAAGAUUUUAAAAUGCUUGUAAUUUAUUGGGCUGAUGAAAAAAUAAAGGACAAGGCGAUAAAAAAUAUAAGGGCUCGAAGCUUUGUAAGUGAAACACAUACCGUCGGGCCUAGGAGUUUCGCCCAAGUCUGCCACAAAAUGGAAAUUGCUAGGGAACAGGCGGCUAAACCGGAUGAACCAGCACCACCAAUAUCAGAUGCUGACAUUUAUGUGAAAACACGCAAAAGAGACUCUGCACGAGAGUAUAAGCUACCUACUGAUGCGGUUGAAAAAAAGAUUGAAAAUGUUGAAAAACUUCUUAAAACGGGAACCGUUGAGGAUGCUAACAAACUUGUAUAUGGUGACAAGAAACACAGCCGCUCGUACCUACUAGGUAGACUUAUUCAGAGAAGGGAAGCAAAGGGGAAAUCUGUGACACACAGUGAGGCUACUAUCUCUGAUCAGGUGUUGGCCAGUUUGACAGAAAAGAUCCGAGAACAACUUGCUCAAGAGAUGGAAGAAAAAAUGGAUCAGAAGGUUCGGGAGAAUGUCAAGGCAAUGGUGUCCAAGUUGGCAGAAAAGAAUCCAGACCUCAAGAUUGAUAUUCAAGACCUCAGUGUCGAGCCGACGUAUGAUGCCUCUGCAAGUGGAGCGAACACAACCACCACGGACACUACUUGACUUGAUGUGUGAUGCACUUAGAUACUCUAAUCAUAUUUUGCAAAGUUUAACUUGUAAUGUAAUGCAUGAUGACGUAGGAAUUUUAAGACUUUGAACUGCUAUUUUACUUGGAUGGUUGAAUUAUGGUUGCAAAAUUUGGAUGUUUGGUUUAUUGUUGAAUCUGAAUUUG